AUGCCCCAAUACGAUGGACCUAUUGUCGACGAACAAAACCCCUUCUACUGCCCUUCUAUUCCUGCAGACUCCUAUCAUCAAUUUCUCAAGGAAGCUCGCCAAAUGCUGAAUACUGAACGCCCUCCAGACCACGACAUUUUCCAUUCGUACCAGCGAGCUCUCGAGAAAUCUCUCAGCAAAUCUGACGACGGAGGAAGUGUGUGCAAGAUGGACUGGAUUCGAGACGACCCGAUGCCCCCCGAUUGUGCAUGGCCUUCCAGUCAGCCUGCUCCUGGUUCAGACGAACUGCCUCCUUAUUCCUCGGUCGAACUUACUCGAGCUCCUGCUAAACCACGGCAUAAUACAGCUCUCGACUCGGAAGCUGCGAAAUCUCUUCUUCAGCUUAGGGAGCGACAACCCGACUUCAAAAAGAAACUCUCCGAUUCCUUCAGCGACUUUGAAGCACCACCCCAAUACGCUCGUUCGAUGGUCUCUUUUCAUAACAGCUCUUUCGAGUUCGAGGUCUCGAGGAAAGGUCUCAACUUCUUUACGGCAUCUUCUUCUCCGACCGCACGAGUGGACGCCUAUCUGCAUUCUACGAUGGACAACAUUGGCCAUCUCAUAGACCAGCUAGAUCGUGCUCUUCCCGGUAUUCGCCUCGCUGAAAGGCUUAGAUGCCAGCCGCGCGCAACCCCUCAGUCUAUCAUGGAUUUCCUCGUCGAAAAUGGUAUCUUAAUUGGCAUUCGUUGA
Messenger RNA from Cyclocybe aegerita, 729 nucleotides. The record is from the annotation of a GenBank genome assembly. Lineage: Eukaryota; Fungi; Basidiomycota; Agaricomycetes; Agaricales; Hemipholiotaceae.